Molecule: messenger RNA, 5089 nt
Organism: Eleginops maclovinus (Patagonian blennie)
Lineage: Eukaryota; Metazoa; Chordata; Actinopteri; Perciformes; Eleginopidae
Gene: nr1h3
Product: nuclear receptor subfamily 1, group H, member 3
Exons: 11
Coding region: 451-1848 (465 amino acids)
Biological process (GO): positive regulation of transcription by RNA polymerase II; negative regulation of transcription by RNA polymerase II; lipid metabolic process
Molecular function (GO): RNA polymerase II cis-regulatory region sequence-specific DNA binding; nuclear receptor activity; zinc ion binding
Source: RefSeq, a predicted model, not a curated record
AGCCUGUACACUGGGCAGCAGAGCCCUCUCUCAGCCUGAUGAAAUCUGUUUCCUGCUGCGCAAGCCGAGCCACCCGGAGCCUCUGAAUCACAUGAUAUAACUACGCUGCUAGCGAGCUAACAUGUUAGCUUUGGUUUUCAGAGCCGCUGUCAACAACCCCAAAAGGACGGAGUAGCAAACAAAGAAGAGGGUGCAAACUCGUGAAGUCUCUGGCAAGGACUUCUUUCCUACUCAUUGUCUUCAAGAUAUUGAGUCAUUGAACUCUGUCAAAUCAGUCACAGAGGUUUGGCAUCCUCAAGGCUCACCAGGCAAGCAAGUCCUGCAUCAGCGCCGGCAUACUGACAGACUGAGGUUGUGGACUCACAUGGGCAAGAUGGAUAUAUACAAGAAAUAAGACGUCAACUUCAGAGGUACACGUUGGUUUCGUAAUGACAAGCUGCUGUGCAGAAGAUGUCCACGCUGUCUGUGACUGAUAUUCCAGAUGUUGGUCAUGAUGAGAGUAAGGUGUUUGACGGGGCCUCUGAGCUGCAGCUGGACUGCAUGGUUGAGGAAGGCAGUGGAAGCACCGCAAUGAAGCACGACGGCCUGCUGUCGCUGGCUGACCUCUCCAGGCCAGAUGACUUCCCCACCCCCCAACACAACGGCUCAUCCCUGACCGACAUAAGCAGCCCUCUGCCGGUGGAGCUGAGCGACAUCAAGCUGGAUCCUGGAUCUGCAGGGGACACAUCGGCCAGCAUAGAUGGCCAUCCAGUGAAGAGGAAGAAGGGGCCUGCGCCGAAGAUGCUGGGCAAUGAAGUUUGCAGCGUCUGCGGUGACAAGGCCUCUGGCUUCCAUUACAAUGUCCUGAGCUGCGAGGGCUGCAAGGGCUUCUUUCGACGCAGCGUCAUCAAGAGCGCCCAGUAUAACUGCAAGAACAACGGCCGCUGUGAAAUGGACAUGUACAUGCGGCGCAAGUGCCAGCAGUGCCGCCUGCGCAAGUGUCGGGAGGCGGGCAUGCUGGAGCAGUGCGUACUCUCUGAGGAACAAAUCCGACUGAAGAAGAUGAAAAAGCAGCAUGAGGAUGUGACGGCCCGCAGCUCCACAGUGGUCACCCCUACCCUUCCACUGGAAACCGCUGCCCUGGACCCCCAGCAGCAGGAGAUGAUCGAGAAGCUGGUGUCCAUGCAGAAGCAAUGCAACAAGAGGUCUUUCCUGGAACGACCCAAAGUGACACCGUGGCCUCAGAGUCAGGACCCGCAGAACAGAGAAGUGCGUCAGCAGCGCUUCGCCCACUUCACUGAGCUCGCAAUCAUGUCAGUGCAGGAGAUUGUAGAUUUCGCUAAGCAGCUUCCUGGUUUCCUGGAGCUCACCAGGGAGGACCAGAUUGCUCUGUUAAAGACGUCAACCAUCGAGAUUAUGCUGCUCGAGACUUCUCGACGGUACAACCCUGCUAUCGACAGCAUCACGUUUCUGAAGGAUUUCAGCUAUAAUAAAGAGGAUUUUGCCAAAGCAGGUCUUCAGUUUGAGUUCAUUAAUCCCAUCUUUGAGUUCUCAAAGGGAAUGAAUGACCUUCAGCUGGAUGAGGCCGAGUACGCCCUGCUCAUCGCAAUCAACAUCUUUUCUGCAGAUCGGCCCAAUGUGCAGGAUCAUGAACUGGUGGAGAGGCUACAGCAACCCUACGUGGACGCACUGCGCUCUUACAUCAUGAUAAAGAGACCAAAUGAUCAUUUGAUGUUUCCUCGCAUGCUGAUGAAGUUGGUGAGCCUUCGUACAUUAAGCAGUGUCCACUCAGAGCAGGUGUUCGCCCUCCGUCUCCAGGACAAGAAGCUUCCACCGCUGCUUUCUGAAAUUUGGGACGUCAAUGAGUGACGGCAGACCGGAUAUCACACUCUGUGAAGUCUGAGACAGACGUUGCAUCGCGCAGGACAAAUGACUCCUUUCUGCCGCCAUCUGGUCAGGGAUUGGUUAUUGCAGCGAGAUUUCUUUUUCUCAUGUGGGAGGAGAGCAUCAUUGCCCUUUUGCUCGCAAACAGACUGAUACAUGGUUUUGUGUUCAAAUGGAGAAACAUGAAACCCCUAGUUGUCUUUGAACCUUUUGAUCUUAAUUUUGUGCAGAUGCUGACAUGAUUAUGGCGAUAUUAAAUACCAGCAUCAGGCUCUUUAGCCAGUUUUCUCUGAUUUAUUAUUUGUCAAUUUCUAGUGCAGUUUCUAUACUCCCUCUAACAAUUAUAAUCUGAGCAGGUCUUGGCGGUGGCUUCCUCAAACAUCAGGAUUAAAUCUGCACAUUAAGGUUGAAAUAGUUUAUUUUGCAGUCGUGCAAUAGGUGGAAAUGGACACGGAGUGAAGCACGAGCAGACACAUAUGUGCUUAUCGAUGUUAGAGUGAAAAGGUAGGUUGGUAUUGUGAAUUGGCAAUAGUGUGUUAGGUGGUGUCCUUUUUGGAGUAAGUGCAGCAAUGAAAAGGUGGGUGUAGUUGCUCAGGUAAAGUAAUGUGAAGUAGACCUCUGGGAAUUAGAGGUUUCCUUAAUUUCCAUUCGGUUACUUGAGAUGUUUUUUUCAUAAGGGACCCUUUGGGUCAUUUGUAGAUGCCCAUUAACUUCAUGUAAAUUGUAUAUUUAUUUUCACAUAAAUAAUGUAUAGAGUGCACACAUAGACUGUACAAUCAUGAACUAACGCACACGAAUGCAGACUGUGCCCUCAUUAACAAGACACGGUGGUGUUGAGUACAUCAUUUAUCACACACAGCACUGGUACCUUGCAAUGAGUGGUACUAAUGUGUCUUUAUUUAACAUGUAAAGAUUAAACAUUGGUUAAAAAAGGAAGUCCAGCUACCAUCUCUGAACUGACUUCCAAAUUAAUCAAAAUGAAUACUGACAUUGAAGUUGUAUAAGUGAAUUUAAUUUAGAAAGUUUUGCCCCAAUUAUCUAUUUUAUGUUAUAUUUUAGUUGUAUCACUAACAAUUAAAGGUGUGAGAAAAGAAUAAGCAACGUUCAAGUAGACAGGACAUAGAACAUUUGACAGCCUUUUAUUUUUGAUAAUUUACAACACUGAGGGAAAAAAUGUAUAGCUGAAAUAAUAUCAGGUAGAAAACUAUCUCGAUCUAAAGAUAUACCAUGCUCUUGAGUAUCUUCCUUAAAAAAAAAAGACUCAACACCAACAGCUUUAACUGUCAGAUUAUUCGAUGAGCCUCACUGAGAAAAAUAUACCAAAACAUCUGUAAACUGGGAGCAGUGGACUAGAGGAAAUGAGUAGUAAAUUAACAUUUAUAUCUGUUUAUACUCAUGCAUUCUCCUAAGAAGUGUAAACUUGAAAUGCAUAAUGGUUGAUAAAGAAAUGUCAAUGCAAAUUCAUAACUGUGAAAUGUAUUUUCUCUUUAAACAAGGGGGCUGAAAAUGGGAUAACAUAAUGCCACUGUAGAUAGUUUUCAAAGUGACAAUUUAUUGGAAGCCUGUGUAGCCAUUUCCAGUUAUCACCAUUGGACUUAAUAGCAAACGGCUUAAACAAUUCAAGCUUUCUCAAGGUGCCAGUUAAGUUUGGACAUUAAUGUAUUGUAUCUCCUUUGUUUUUUUUUCAGGUAAAAUUUAUUUUAGUUUUUAACUCAAAACACUUCUUUUAGAAGCUAACCUAUUCGCUGAAAUGGAUUAAAAUACAAAUGCACACAACUCACUUUACCACAGGUGAUGUCUUUUUCAAUAAAUAAUAUAAAUAUAUAAAAACAGGCAUAGCUAGUUAUGAUUUGGAUAAAAUACGUGUAAUUUCUAUAUCCACCAACAUGUCUAUUGCUUAUUUUUCUUUAAAUUAACGACCUGUUGUGAAGCUCCAACAGCGACAGAUUAUGUUUAUUUUUCUUUUCUUUCAACAUUUUUGACGCAUGUAGGAAGGAUCUUAAUGAAAAUGAAUACUGCAGUUCACACUAAUUUAAUUAGAAAUGGUUAUAGCAUAAGAUGUCUGUUUAGGUUUUGUUUGCUAUUUGAUUAUCCAUGAAGUAUAGAAUUGAUUUUUGGAUCAAAUUAUCAGACGGCUAUUUGGAGCAGUAGAUCAUUGCUUACUGCCUCUGCCUCUCUACUCUAAGCAGACCUGUCCAAUGCAGUGAGCCCCACCUAUUGGUGGCUUGUUGAAUGAACAAAAACAAGUGUAUUCUCCUUCCACAUUCUUUUUUGCAAUAACAGUGGUAUGUUCUCCAACAUGCAGCAUCUUCACAGGAACAAAAGUAGCCCGAGUGUUUUCCUUCCUCUCCCUCUACAGUUGCUUAGAAAAACACCUUACAGAGGCUACUGCUGAGCAUUUGUUUUUCUGCUACAGGAAGCCGGUGCUGUCGAGUUACAACAUGCAGCAUAAGCAUCAUUCCCAUCUAUUGUAUUGCAUUGCUAAUUAAAUUCAAAGGUUGCCUGUUGUUUCCAUUCAUCAGUACAAGAUAAAGCGAGAAGUGGCCUGGCUUUUUCUGACCACGUAUUGUAUCAAGCUUUUGGACUUUCCCCUCAAAAUUUGAUUUACUUUUUAUAUUUUCUCUAAAAGUGAUUUUCUUACGUUCUCCUAACCCUUUGGUAUUAAUGGUUUUCUUUUUGACAGGACGAUCAAUAUUAAAGAAGCAGAUUCAUGUGAGUGUGCUGCAUUUCAAACCCCUCAUCAAGGAUUUAUUUCUGUUAGUUUUGGGUCCUAUUUUGAAAUUAAGGUGUGCUUUUAGUUUGCUGUGUGCAGAGUAUGACUUGCCAAACGAAUCCAUUAAGUUUGGUUAAAAGUCGUCUCUGUAAUAUUGGGAUGAAUUUUACCAUGCCUCAAUUAAAUCCACGGUCAAAUGACGGUUGGACUUUGAUAAAACUGAAAAUAUUUUGUCAUGGUGUGCUGAUCAAACAUGCAAAGAUGCAUUUGUUGGGCUCUUUAAUCUGAGUUUUUUUGUGUACAUGUUAUAACGCUGUAUCAAGUUUAAUUGUACUGUAUAUACUGUAAUUUAAUUUCUGAUCUCAUUUAAUUCCUGACUUCAAAGAGUGACACUGUAAACAUUGAUGUAUAGAAAUGCAACCUAUUUUAAUACUUGUAACUCCUGAAAACCUUCUGUUUUGUAUGCACAGUAUAAAUUAAAGCUACGCUGUAGUGCUGAUGAUUGGAAUCAAA